AUAUCUUGCAUGUCCAUACCAUAUGAUAUGCACUUUUGAUUAAUCUGCACCCCUCAUUGCUGAAUUAGAAAUUCACUGGUUGCACCUGAUUAUUUUCUGUCCUUCAAAAGCCUGCUUAAAACGCCUUAAUGCAUGAUUCGAUCUACACCUCUGCUUGCUUAUCCCAUCCUGAUGCUCCAUUUUGGCAAACUUUUCUCUUCAAAAUUCUAAUUAUGGAGGGCGAGGUGCUCACUGAAGUGCCAACUUGUCUACAAAAGCUUGUGCAGAUGGUAGUUAGAGGCUUCUACACAGUUGAAGACAUGUUGAUCAUUGACAUGCUUGUAAGGAAUCUCUGCCUGAGUGAAGACAGCAUUUGUGAUCUUCUAAAAUUUGACCGCAAGAUGCUGCGCCAGAGAAUAAACACACUCAAGACAGACAAACUUCUACAAACAAAGAUGAAAAUGAUUACUUUAGAAGAUGGAAAGUCUCAAAGAGAACAGUAUUAUUUUAUCAACUACAAGAGUUUUGUCAAUGUGGUGAAGUACAAACUUGACCACAUCCGUAAGAAGCUGGAAAUGGAGGAGCGAGAUCAGACCAGCAGAGCGUCAUUUGUCUGCUCCAACUGCCAGAGGACCUACACAGAUCUUGAGGCCGACCAGCUGCUGGACCCCAUGACAGGCCUCCUGGUGUGCAUCAUCUGCAGGACGGAGGUGCAGGAGGACAUGGCCGCCGCCCCCCGCAGCGACAGCAGGAUGCUCCUCACGCGCUUCAAUGAGCAGCUCGAGCCGCUCUUCACGCUCCUCAAGGAGGUUGAAAACAUCAAGUUGGCUGCAGAAUUUUCUGAUCCUAAUCCACAGGAAAUGAGCCUCAACAAAAAGCCUGGGGUGAGCAGACACGCGAAGAGCGCAUCGGACAACAGGGCCUGGUCUGGAGAUGCCACUAAGCGGCAAGGCUUCCAGGUGGAAGGUUCAAUAGACGUGACGAUCAACACGGAAGACGCCGUCGAGGAGACGCAGAAGGCGAAGGAGGAACCUGCGUGGCUGUCACAGGCGAGCUCCUUCAUCACCGCACAGAUCACCACAGAGGAGGCCGACCCUGCGCAGGUGAGCGAGAGCGCAGGCGUGGCCGGCGGCGGCCGCCUCAACAGCCCCGUGAGUGCGAGCGCCGUCACCGUCGCAGAGAGCGUCUCCAAGACGGGCCAGACUGAAGCACCUGCCAAGGACGACGUCUUGUCCUUACUACAGGCUCACGAGCCGAAGAGCAGGAAAGAAGCUGGUGACAAUUCUGACAGCGACGACAGCGUCGAGGAGCUGCCCAAGAAGAAGAAUCCUGCAGUCGUCGCACCCUUCACGUACAAUGAAGAGCCGAUGCACGUGAUGGACAGCGAGGACGAGGAUGAAGGCGACAACGAUAGCGUGCCCAUGAUUUACGUCGGUGGCGAGAGGAUACCUCUCACGGCCGUCGACAACUCUGUCAUAGGACGCAUGACCCAGCAGGAGAAAAAUCUCUACAUUAAUGCUUAUCAGGAGUACAUGACUGGCAUGGAAGACUUGUGACCUGACCGCUGAAUGUGGACCGCGGGCGCAUGUCUGGCAUGGAAGACUUGUGACCUGACCGCUGAAUGUGGGCCACGGGCGCAUGACUGGCAUGGAAGACUUGUGACCUGACCGCUGAAUGUGGACCACGGGUGCAUGACUGGCAUGGAAGACUUGUGACCUGACCGCUGAAUGUGGACCACGGGCGCAUGACUGGCAUGGAAGACUUGUGACCUCAUCACGUAGUGCAGGCUAAAUUCGCCUACCUGCAGCGGCGCUGUCACACAAACUUCACGAGUAGGAAGAAAAGUGGCGAGGCUUUACCCGAAGUGUGUUAUUAGUACAAUAGCUAUUGUGCUAUCGGGCUGUGAUUUUUGACUGCUAUUAUUUUGUGUUACAUUUUUUCUUGUAAUCGUAGGUACUGGAGAGAAAUGUUCCUAUCGAUAGAAACAAUGUUUGUGCCUGAGAUAAGUAAUGUCUGCAAGAAGUAGAAUUUCUUCGUAACGACAGAAGAGGCGAUGCUCUACAGAGCACCGAGACCAUGGAUUACAAACGACCGCAAUUUUAAAUAUUCUUGGAACCCAUUUUACCCCAAUAAUAUAGACGUGAAGAAUUACAUUCCGCAUCAAACUGUACUAGAUGCAUUUAUUGUGUACUCGUUCACUCUAACAAAUUAUUUCUCGUUUCAACUCUUCCUAACUCAAGGUUAGGAAUUUUUGUGUCCAUACUUUAAGUUCGUCAUUCACAAGACGAAUGCUCAUUUCUAGUCUUAAGUUAAAUUAAUUUGCAUUAAAACUCGAUACGUGCACACUUUGUUUGUAAUAAAUUAUUCAUUUACCAUGAACUUUCUUUCAAAUUUGCGAAACCAAGUAAAGCAAGUUGAGCAUAAAACAAUGUGAAUGUGAUGUAAUAAUAAAAGCUGAUUAUCAGACGCACCAAAUACCAAUACAAAAAUGAAUUGAAGCCAUAACUGAGCCAAGUACGUGCACUGAAAAGCAAGACAAUUGUUUUCAAAGCAAUGGUAAUAACUAGAGCUCUGAAAUAUCAAUUUAUUCUAAAAAUAUUGCGAGGCAUAAGCAUAACUCAUCUUCGAAGGUUGCGCUCAACACAACGGAAUCCGAGCCUCCAUUGUGCAUAGCAUUAGGUUUUUUUGUUUUAUAUUCUAAUGACCAUUACCAAUCAAAACAUUCCCUUCAAAAUAAUUUUCUGAUUUAUUCCUCAAGGAUAAACAAAAUUUAGACGAGUAAAUAAUUUUUUAGUUACAAUUUACCACGCUACUGUACAUUUUUCGCGAUGAUGCCCUGCCUGACAGCAAGACGCGUAUGGAGGCAGGAUCCUCAGCGCACCGGCGUCCAGUGCUUCAUCACGUCCUUGAACUUCUUGCGCUCUGUUGCAAAUAAUUUAGAAUUAUUCGAGUCAUAUCCAACACAUCAUUUGUCU
Molecule: messenger RNA, 2954 nt
Organism: Hyalella azteca
Lineage: Eukaryota; Metazoa; Arthropoda; Malacostraca; Amphipoda; Hyalellidae
Gene: TfIIEalpha
Product: general transcription factor IIE subunit 1
Exons: 11
Coding region: 129-1535 (468 amino acids)
Biological process (GO): transcription open complex formation at RNA polymerase II promoter; transcription initiation at RNA polymerase II promoter
Cellular component (GO): transcription factor TFIIE complex
Source: RefSeq, a predicted model, not a curated record